AUGCCUGUCUACGUACUCACCGGCGCCAAUAGAGGCCUCGGUCUCGAAUUCGUGCGUCAACUCUCCGCAAACAGCAACAACAAGAUAAUAGCAGCCGUACGCUCCCUUUCUAACGACUUGACCGAUUUGAAAGCUCUCAACGACAGCAACAAAAACAUUCAUAUCUUAGAAUGCGAUACUGGCGACGUAAACAGUAUAACAUCUUUUGUACAAGCUUGUGCAAAUUUACUCUUCGACGACGGCCAGAAAAUCGACUUUUUACUCAACAACAGUGGCAUCAAUGAUGUGCCUGAGCAAACUUCUCUGUCUAUUGGUGAAGAGGAUUUGGCAAGACACAUCAGCAUCAACGUCCUCGGUCCCGCAAAAACAGUCCAAGCCUUCCACGCCUCCUCCCUCCUAUCCCCCAAUGUCAGAAUCCUAAACAUGACAUCAGGACUCGGUAGCAUGGAAAAAUCGGCAACCAUGACACCUAGAAAAUGCACAACUUAUAGUAUCAGCAAAGCUGCUCUGAAUAUGCUUACUGUGCAUCAAGGCGAGGAGUUGCGGGAGAAAGGUUUGCCGGGUGCGGUGGUGAUUUGUAUGGAUCCUGGGUGGGUGAAGACGAGGAUGGGUGGGGAGGAUGCUUUGAUAGAGGCGGAGGAGAGUAUCGGUGGUAUGUUGCGGGUGUUGCAUGGAUUGAGCAAGGAGGAUACGGCGAGUUUUUGGACAUAUAGUGGGGAAAAGGUGCCGUGGUAG
Molecule: messenger RNA, 735 nt
Organism: Aureobasidium subglaciale EXF-2481
Lineage: Eukaryota; Fungi; Ascomycota; Dothideomycetes; Dothideales; Saccotheciaceae
Exons: 1
Coding region: 1-735 (244 amino acids)
Molecular function (GO): oxidoreductase activity, acting on the CH-OH group of donors, NAD or NADP as acceptor
Source: RefSeq, a predicted model, not a curated record